Messenger RNA from Paraglomus occultum, 1647 nucleotides. NCBI's taxonomy places the organism in Eukaryota, Fungi, Glomeromycota, Glomeromycetes, Paraglomerales, Paraglomeraceae. The record is from the annotation of a GenBank genome assembly.
AUGUCGUUCGAAUUCAACGAUGCCGCCGUCCGAUCCUACUUCAAAGAAACCAGCCCAAACCUAUGGUCCUACUCUGAUUUUCUCGAGAAGGUAGUGAAGCCCAUCAGCCAUACCUUAUACGACCGUGACCCUAUUAAAGCCAACAGGGGAGCUGCAUCCACAGCGCCGUUUCGACCCGUGCUGAUGGAAUGGCGUGUCGUUCCCCAGCAGCCUCACUUCUUCACGCAUGAAAGCUUACCACACCCUAGCAGCCGUGUCGUCCCGCUGCUGGGACAUGGCGUGUCGUUCCCCCGUGCCGAUAACUAUAAUAAUGAUCAGGGCGCCUAUUUUUGGAAGGAAAUGUUCGAAAAUAAUAAACUCCAAGAAGAACGCGUUGCACUGAAACGCAAAGCUGAUGGGACUGCCUUGGAAUUAGCAUCUACGUCACUAGAUUAUGAGAAAAAAAAGGAUGAUGGUGAAUAUUUACAACAGACAGUGCUUGGCUAUUCAGGUGCUAUCACUCCACCUUCUCAGAUAGAAUGUAAUCACUCAUAUCAACGACAACGUAGACCAGGUCAAGUACAUGGCAAUAGAUUUAAGCCUUUUGAUCCAUUCGGAUCAGACAAGGAAGAUGAUAGUGAGGAUGUAUCUGCAGAAAUUGACCGUGAAGAUGAUAGUGAAGACAGUGAGGAUGAUUUAAUUGAUGAGCAUAUAAUACACCCUAAAACAACUUCUUUUGAUGAAUACGUAAAGGUUCAUAAAGAAUCUGGUUGGACCUUGGAAGAUGGUCGUCAGGUCAUUGAUGUAAUCACACAAAAUACUACUAAAUUGGCAGAAUCAGUCUCUAAAAAAAGCAAGAAGGAGCGAAGCCCAAUUAUAAUGAGUGUUAUUCGUUUAGGGUUCUCUUCAAUCGUGGAUUUGUCCUUAGAAUAUCAAGAACGAAUGUAUUCAUGGUUUGGGGAUGAGUGGAGUAGUUUAAAGGAAAAAGUAUACAAUACAGUCAAUAUGAUCCCGAAUUCUUUCGACGGAGAAAUCAAACCGAUUAUUGAUACUGUUGAAAAAAUGUGUGAUUCAUAUCAGUAUGUUGAUGCACGAGCCUAUUUGUUUAAGAUGCGAUCUGAGAAGAGCCCCCCGAUGGUUCAACAAAUCGCAACUAUCUAUUUUCGCGUGAUUGACAAAUUCCUUGACAAUCCACACAUUUUCGUGGAGGAAACUGGAAAGCAAACAGAUCUUAGUGAAAUGGAAUAUGCAAUAAAUAUGACAGCCCCGAUCCUUAAUGACAUCUUCAAUGAUGUCUUGGAUAUCUUGAAGCUUCGUUGGGGAGUAACUUUAUCCACUGCUAAUACUGAGAGAAGGCGAAAGAUUGACCUAAGGAUAGUUCACAGAUACAAAGAUAUUGAAUUAAGUCAUUCCGAGUGUGCCAAGGCACCCACACCUGUCAAGGCAAUCCGUGACCGCUCAAAAUGUCUGAGAACUGCGAAAACUGUACUGGAUAGAUUUCUUGAAGAAGAUCUAUCGGACGAUGCAGUAAAAGAUUCAACCAUCUUGGCUAUACAAUUUGCCGGCCUGCAUGGUCAGAUAAUCGGCAUUGAUCUUCUAGACGAUGGUGGCCUUGAAGGAUCUCGUUUCAGUUUUCCUGCGCAACUGUCGAAUAUCAAGUGUCUCUGA